Molecule: messenger RNA, 435 nt
Organism: Psilocybe cubensis
Lineage: Eukaryota; Fungi; Basidiomycota; Agaricomycetes; Agaricales; Agrocybaceae
Exons: 2
Coding region: 1-435 (144 amino acids)
Molecular function (GO): ATP binding; nucleic acid binding
Source: RefSeq, a predicted model, not a curated record
AUGCUGCAUCCUCGUAUCAUUAAGCAAAAAAAGAAGGCACCAAAGUCUACACGUUCCUUUGCAACACAACGCUCACAACGCCUAAAAGCAUUCACAGCAGAAGAUCUCAAUAGUCUUGCAAACAAGAUUAAAAAAUACUUUAAAUGGAGCCAUAUGCCGCGCGACUUCCAACUUGAAGCAAUCAAAGCACAACUGCAGAAUUGUGAUGUACUUAUUCAUGCUGGGACGGGCAGUGGAAAAACCUUUAUUGCCGCAGGCCCACAUGCUCAUGAAAAAACAGAGGGAAUGGUAACAAUAAUGGUGUCUCCAUUAAUUGCUCUUCAAGACGAGCAGAUACUUACAAACAGCUAUAGGCAGAAAAUUUCACAAAGGAAUACGGACUCUCUGCAAUCGCAAUCAAUAGCGCUCAUGGAGGGUGCACAGUGGAAGUUAUGA